GGAAAAGACAGACGGCUGGAUGAGGGGUUGGUUUAUUUCUAAUUAAAUAGAUGAUCGAGUCACCUUAAACUGUGUGAUCUGACUUGGAGACCUCAUUCUUUUUGAGGGAAUCGUUCAUGGUGGUAGUGUUGCUCAUUCUUCUUCUGACUCACUUUGCUGGACUAUGCUGCAGCUGUCCAGUCAUAGAGGUUUAUUGCCCAUCGACUCCUCCCCCUGGCGUGAAAUGCUGUAUAAAUGCAGCAUCAGCCCUGGAAAUUGCAUUUGCCUGAGAACUUAGCGGUGCCAAAACAUGAAGGGAUUGGGCCUGGUUGUCCUUGCACUUCUCCUGAUGCUCUCAGCUGUUGAGGCUGAUGAUGCAGAGAUGCAAUAUUGGACGUGUGGUUAUAGAGGACUCUGCAGACGGUUCUGUUAUGCCCAAGAAUAUAUUGUUGGACACCAUGGUUGUCCUCGCAGAUACAGGUGCUGUGCUGUGCGGUUUUAGCAGUGACUGACAAUCUCAUACCUGCAGCAGGACAUCACAGGCUGAGGACUGGUCUGCCUUUUUGACAUGGGAUUGGAUUGAAAGGGGCACAGAAAUAGAUGAUCGUGGUGGCACCUAUGGAACUAGCCUGGGAGACUCCUUUGGAUAAAGCCUACUGUGAACAAAUUGCAAGCCUUAUGGUAAACGACAAUGACAAUGUUUGUGGAAAUGAUCAAUUGAGCGUAUUUUGCUAUGGAAUCUGAAUAUGUGUAUCUGAAAGCGUGCAGUUGUGACUGCUUUCAUUACAGUACGUGGAACAUGAUACAUGGUAAUGCAACGAAAAUAGAGUUCAUUUGAAAAGCAGCACUCAAAGUACUGAAAUCAUCUCUAAAAUACUGUAGGCUCAAUCUUAUAGUCCACAGUGAAAUUAUUUCCAUAGCUAUUAUUAAUGCAUUUUCAAAAGGUGGAUAUGCGCUUUGGAAAUGAGUGGUUGACUGACAAUAAAGGCAUAACAAUACUUUA
Oncorhynchus keta (chum salmon) is the source of this 982-nucleotide messenger RNA. RefSeq names its product defensin, beta-like 2 (gene defbl2). The record is from RefSeq and is a predicted model, not a curated record. NCBI's taxonomy places the organism in Eukaryota, Metazoa, Chordata, Actinopteri, Salmoniformes, Salmonidae. The coding region runs from base 290 to 481 and encodes 63 amino acids. The transcript has 4 exons.